Cajanus cajan (pigeon pea) is the source of this 2926-nucleotide messenger RNA. Its product is annotated as putative protein S-acyltransferase 22. Gene Ontology annotation, molecular function: protein-cysteine S-palmitoyltransferase activity. The record is from RefSeq and is a predicted model, not a curated record. Gene Ontology annotation, biological process: peptidyl-L-cysteine S-palmitoylation; protein targeting to membrane. Gene Ontology annotation, cellular component: endoplasmic reticulum; Golgi apparatus. NCBI's taxonomy places the organism in Eukaryota, Viridiplantae, Streptophyta, Magnoliopsida, Fabales, Fabaceae.
AGAGUGGCUUUAAGACCAAGUUGUUACAAAAGCAGAAGCAAACAAGAAUUGGUUGCAGUGGCCUGUGACACAUGAUUUGCCAUUGCAAAAAAGUAACGCCGCUUGCUGCAGUGGCAGGUAGCAUUAGCAGCAGAGAGAGAAAGAACCCAAAAAGUAAAAAGUUGUGUGUGGUAAGUAAUUAUGGGCAUGGAUGAUGGAUGAGAAACCCAUGGUCACAGAUCUCUGAUGAAGCAAGUAAAAAGCUUUUGCAACCAAAAUCCAAAAAAGACCAUACCUUUGCCUCUUCCCUCUCACUUUACCAUUCCUUCAACCAGACAGAGACAAAGCUUUGUUCAUUCCACACUUCACACUUCACACUUCACACUUCAGACCCACCACCACUAUCCUAAUCCCAUUCUCUCUCUCACACAUCUCUUUCCAUCAGCUUCACCCAACAUGUCAUGGCCACCUCCCCCUUUUCUCUGUCCUUGACUAAAAAUCUGAUUUUUCUUCCCUUAGAGGUGAAAAUGUUGGGAAAAAAACAAAAGUAACCGUCCCUGGUUGUUCUGUCCAGUGCUCUCUGUGUUCUAUGCUAUUGUUCUUUUUGGUACUUUGUGGAUUUUGAACUCAACAUCAAAGUCAAACAGUAUGAGGAAACAUGGAUGGCAGUUGCCUUACCAUCCUCUUCAGGUGGUGGCUGUUGCUGUGUUUCUGGCUCUGGGAUUUGCCUUUUAUGUGUUCUUCGCUCCUUUCGUUGGAAACAAAAUGUAUCAGUAUGUAGUUAUUGGCCUUUACACACCGCUGAUUACUAGUGUCUUUGGACUGUACAUUUGGUGUGCAGCAUCUGAUCCAGCUGAUCCAGGGGUUUUUAGGUCCAAAAAGUAUCUUAAAAUCCCUGACAGUAAAAAGCUUGCUGAGCUAAAGAAUUCUAAAUUAGGUGAAGAAUCAACUUCAUCAAUGCAUGAAGCAAAUGCAUCAACAGUUGGAGCUAAUUCUGUGGAUAAGGAGGCAUUGGGAACAAAAGGAAUUUUGAAAGAUGCUUCUAACUCAUUUGAGACAAGUACUUCAUCAUCUUGUUCAUCCUGUAUCCUUUUGGUUUCUUCUCCCUGUGCUUAUAUCUGCAGCUGCUCUAAUUCGACUGAGAAAUCCUCUGAUAAACAAGCCAGUGAAGAUGGCAUGUUCUAUUGCAGUUUGUGUGAAGUUGAGGUUUUCAAGUUCAGCAAGCACUGUAGAGUUUGCGACAAGUGUGUAGAUCACUUUGAUCAUCAUUGCCGAUGGCUUAACAACUGUAUAGGGAAAAAGAACUAUCGACAAUUUUUCACCCUCAUGGUUGCUGCUAUGCUCUUGUUUAUUCUUCAAUCAUUGACUGGAAUACUUGUGCUUAUCUGCUGUUUUAUCAAGAGGAAGCAAUUUUCUUUGGAUAUCUCCUCCAAGUUGGGAACCAGCUUCUCAAUGGUUCCCUUUGUUCUUGUGGUGUCUGUCUGCACCCUUCUGGCUAUGAUUGCUACCUUACCGGUUGUUCAGCUUUUCUUCUUUCAUAUCCUCCUCAUUAAAAAGGGACUCAGCACAUAUGAUUACAUCAUAGCUAUGAGGGAGCAGGAGCAGGAGCAGCUAGGAAAUGGAGGUCAGCAAAGUCCCCAAAUGUCAACUGUUAGCUCACUUACUGGAUUGAGUAGUGCAAGCUCCUUUACUACUCUACACCGAGGUGCCUGGUGCACGCCUCCACACUUGUUACUUGAAGAUCAGUUUGAUGUGGUUCCCCCAGAAACAGGUUCUGUAAGUUCACUGGGAAAGAAGACAAUGAGAGAAGAUCCACUGAAGAAAAAGAAUCCUGGAACAGUCAAAAUUAGUCCUUGGACAUUGGCACGCUUAAAUGCAGAAGAAAUUUCUAAGGCUGCUGCAGAAGCAAGAAAAAAAUCCAAAAUUCUGCAGCCUGUAAUAAGACAUGAUGAGGGAAUCAGGCUAGAACCAGAAAGCAGUUUUGGUAGCAGUGGCCGAAGAAUGGUUCCCAGGAUUGAGAACAAUAAGAAGCGACCUAGUAAGCGCGUUUAUCUUCCUGCCGACAUGUCCAUGGAGUCCCUGACAAAAGUUUCUGCCAGUAAUACUGAUAAAGGUUUGAGUGGGAUGUCUAGGUUGGCCCCUCUCCCGUUAGAAGCACGCAGCACAUUUCAGACAACUAAAGCAGUGUCAAGCUCGGCCGGGAUUGUUCCUUCAUCUCCUGAAAGCAGUUUAGACUCUCCUGAUAUUCACCCUUUUGGGGUGUCUUCUUCAGUUGCUGAAAAAAUGAGACAGCUUGCAGGUCCUUCAGCUGCUGGUGCUGCAACUCUGAAGGAAAUUCCACUGUCAAGUUCAACCAGUGAUGGAUAUGAGGCUUCUGGUGGGGAAGACAGUGACCGGGUUCCUAGUAGAAUUGUUGAGAGGUCUACAAAUUGGACUAAUCUUCUUUUCAGAGCUGAUCAGGAUGAAAGGGCUUUUAAAAAGCCUCAAUCGUCAUCCAGUGUUGGUCUUGGUAGAAAGUUGUGAUCAACUUGGAUGUCAAUUUGAUAACUAUCUUUCUGACUAUUUGAUGGAGUUGUUCAUUCUUUGACUUGCUAGGGGUACUUGAACAUUUUAAGAUGAUGCUCGCAAAUUUUGGACUUUGGAGGGCAUGGGUAUCUAGUGGAAAACAAUGUACAAAGUUUCAUGUUGAUAGUAACUUGUCGAGUCUAGAUUCUUGUGAAUUGUGGUUGUUUUGUUCAAUUUUUCAAGUUAUUCCUCAUGGUUGGUCUGUGCAAUGCCCUGAUAUUUUUAUCAAGAGAACUACUUGGGAAGAGAAUUAUUCCACCUACCUCCAAAAUGUUACUGUUGUUAGACUUCAGUUUGUAUCGUCAUGUAUAACUUCUAUUAAAACUAUGUCUGAAUCGACUUAGUUGUAAACAAUUUGCUAAUUUAACAGCUCUUCAAUUCA